AUGACUCAUAUCAUCUUACAUAUUCAUUUUAAAGAUCUUUCGAUUGAAAAGAAUGAUAUAUUAGGGAGACGAUUAGUAAUUCUUCAAGUACAAUGUUAUGAUGAUGAGCCAACUGAGCUUGAUAAGUAUAGCAUAAAUAAAUUAUUAUGGAUUAAGUUAGAUUUCAAAUAG
Funneliformis mosseae is the source of this 171-nucleotide messenger RNA. Lineage: Eukaryota; Fungi; Glomeromycota; Glomeromycetes; Glomerales; Glomeraceae. The record is from the annotation of a GenBank genome assembly.